ACCUUUUGUGAAGAAGUUGCAAUCACAGCCAUCUUCUAUAAAACUUUUUUGCAUCUUGGCUAGCAUUCCAAAUUAUCUUCCCAAAAGCUCUCUCAAGCAUCCAUCUUUCCUUUCGAUACCAACAUCCUAACAAUAUAUCAUUUUGGGUUCUCUUGAUCAUCCACAAAUGUCUCCAACAAAGAGUGGCCACGGAUUCUUCAAAUUCAGAAUUCUUCGAGUCAUUGCAGCUAUAUCUAUCUAAUUAAACUUAUACAUAUAUUUUUCCUAUACUAUAUCCUUGUUUGCAAAUGAUAUUUUUGCUUUUCCACCCUCAGUAAAACUAGCCAACAACAUUUUUCAUCACUUCCCAUAAUACUGUCUUGUCAAUUCUAAGACAAAUUCAAUAUUUGUUUUUUCUUUCACCCCAAAUGGUUUCAAAGAAGUACGACUUAAUAUCUUCAAGUGGGGUUGUAGAAAUGGCUUGGAUCAUGCUAAGGAUAGACUACUCGAGACUCUUCUGGCUUCUCUUUGGUGUUUUCUCUUAUGAAAAUCAUGAAGGAAAGCCCCGGAUUUAGGGCACGUCGAUCUUUUGCUUAAAAUUAGUUAUAUAGCUAGCUACACAGACAAUAUCUACGUACGUCCUAAAACCCUUAAGUCUUAUCUAUUUUCCCUAUAUUUUUCCAUAAAGUUUGCAAAAGUUUUGGCCAUAACACAAGGAUGUAUAGAAAGCAUGUUGAAGUGCGUCCUUUUGAUGAAACCAAGGCUGAUCAUGGCUAUGCUGAAAUCGAUCCUACAGGCCGUUAUGGUCGGUUUGAAGAAGUUCUUGGCAGAGGAGCAAUGAAAACAGUGUACAAGGCAAUAGAUGAAUUCUUGGGAAUAGAGGUGGCAUGGAACCAGGCUAAACUCAGUCGGGUGCUUUCCUCACCAGAGGAUUUGCAGAGGCUUUACUCAGAAGUUCAUCUGCUCAGAAUCCUCACUCAUGACUCUAUCAUCAAAUUUUACGCCUCUUGGAUUGAUGUUCGUGGAAAGACGUUUAACUUCAUCACUGAAAUGUUUACUUCAGGAACUCUCAGACAAUAUCGCCAAAAAUAUACCCGCGUGAACAUCCGAGCCAUCAAGAAAUGGGCUCGACAAAUCUUAGAAGGCAUCGUGUAUCUACAUGGCCAUGAUCCUCCUGUAAUUCAUCGAGACCUAAAAUGUGACAAUAUCUUUGUCAAUGGCCAUCUUGGACAGGUCAAGAUUGGUGAUCUAGGUCUUGCAGCCAUACUCCGGGGUUCCCAAUCAGCACACAGUGUCAUAGGCACUCCGGAGUUCAUGGCACCAGAACUAUACGAGGAGAAUUACAAUGAACUAGUUGAUGUCUACUCAUUUGGCAUGUGUGUAUUGGAGAUGCUCACAGCCGAAUACCCGUAUAGUGAAUGUACUAAUCCAGCACAAAUUUACAAGAAAGUAACAUCGGGGAAGUUACCAGCAGUAUUCUACCGGAUUCAGGACUUGGAAGCUCAGAGGUUUAUUGGAAAAUGCUUAGAAACUGCUUCAAAGAGAUUGCCAGCAAAAGAGCUACUGCUUGAUCCAUUUCUUGCAUCUGAUGAAGCUGAACUGUCACAAGUUCCAAGGAUCAGAAAUCAAAAGUCAUUUCUGAAUGACAGGGAAAUGGAGAAACUCCAACUAAACGAUCAUCCCCCAAGGACAGACAUGAUAAUCACAGGGAAGCUGAACCGUGACGAUACCAUCUUCCUUAAAGUGCAAAUUGCUAAUGAAGAUGGAACUCCUAGGAACAUAUUUUUUCCUUUCGACAUUCUACAUGACACACCGAUUGAUGUUGCAAUGGAGAUGGUCAAGGAGCUUGAGAUUGGUGACUGGGAACCAUUUGAAAUUGCUGAUAUGAUUGACGGGGCAAUCUCUGAUCUAGUGCCAAACUGGAAGAAAUGGGACUUACCUAAUACUGAACCCCGCCAUAUAUUUGAUUACCAAGAAGAUGAUGGUCAUAAUCAUCCAUUCCACUCUUCCUCAUAUUCAUCAUCUCAUUCAUCCCUAUCAGGAUUAAUGCCACAUUUGCUCCAAGAUGAUUUGUUUGAUGAUACCAGCUCUCAAAGCUCUUCACACUCAGGAUCAUAUUCUUGCUUGAACUACAUCUCUGGCGAUGAGCACAAGCUUGAUUUAAGCACAACAAGGAGGGAGAAACAUCUGGACACGAGGACUCAAAAUUCAACAAGAUUCUGUCCUCGAGAAAAUUCAAAUUCCUAUAUUGGCCAGGUACUGGCGACAAAUGCCUACAACAACUGCAAGGUUUUGCUGGAAUCACAAAGUAGAGUUUCUAGCUCUAAAAGCAAAAGGAUGAUGGACAGUCGUAGAUUAACAAGGAACCGAUCACUGGUAGACAUUCGUAGCCAGCUACUACACCGAUCACUAGUGGAAGAAGUGCACAAGCGACGAUUGUCCAAGACAGUAGGAGAUGUAGAGGAUGUUGGUUUUCAGGCACCUGCCGAGGUUUGCAAAAAGGCGUCACAACGGACUUCGAGCAGAAGACAUUAAAAUUAGCUUUUCUCUAUGUCAAAAAUGAAUGAGAGAAUUGAUGAUCUUGUUCCAGAAUGAAGCUAUGGAGAAAAUGCUUUUAAGUAGCAGCUAAAUUACCCCUUACGCAGUAAGUCUACAAAAACAAUAUGAGGGAGCUUUGUUUGGCAUCCAUGUAAGUUGGUAUUAAGAAUUCUGAGGUUGAAGGUAUAGUGCUGGAUACAUAAAGUGUAAAUAUGUAUUUACAUGGUUUGUGUUGGAUGAUACUAGCUUGUAUUUGCAAUGAAGUAUUAUUGCUUUCUUUUA
Messenger RNA from Populus nigra (black poplar), 2799 nucleotides. RefSeq names its product probable serine/threonine-protein kinase WNK4. Gene Ontology annotation, biological process: intracellular signal transduction; protein phosphorylation. Gene Ontology annotation, cellular component: cytoplasm. The transcript is spliced from 7 exons. Gene Ontology annotation, molecular function: protein serine/threonine kinase activity; ATP binding. The record is from RefSeq and is a predicted model, not a curated record. NCBI's taxonomy places the organism in Eukaryota, Viridiplantae, Streptophyta, Magnoliopsida, Malpighiales, Salicaceae. The coding region runs from base 697 to 2514 and encodes 605 amino acids.